AUGAGUAUUGGUGACCAGGGUUCUGAGACCCACCGGCCUCAUCCGGUUGACGAUACCAGUGCUCAUAAAGACGACGGCACCAAGGAUAUGCAUGACAUUGCCACGGAUGUCUUCGUCGUUGGGGCUGGUGUCACUGGCCUCACCCUGGCGGCACUCUUGGCUGUCAGUGGUGUGAGGGCACUCACCAUAGCUAAGCAUCGCGGCACUGCCCCAUCACCUCGGGCACACGUCACAAAUCAACGGACCAUGGAGAUAUUUCGAGACAUGGGAAUUGAAGAACGUGUGGUUGAGGUUUCAACUCCCUUACCACAAUUGGGUAAUGGGGUCAUGUGCACAAGCCUCACAGGUUUAGAGCUAGCUCGUUAUAGCUGUUACGGCUAUGGGCCUCACCAGCGGUCAGACUUCGCAAUAGCUAGCCCUUGCGACAUGAUCAACUCACCUCAGCACGUGCUAGAACAAGUCCUCUUAGCACAUGCGCGGGAGAAAGGCGCCGAGGUCCGCUUCUACCACGAGCUGACCAGCAUCGAGUCGACGCCCGAAGGCGUAACCGCUCGCGUCCGAGAUCGCCAAACUCAAGCCGAAUACGUUGUCCGUGCUCGAUAUGCGGUGGGAGCGGACGGAGGUCGCUCUCUUGUGGCCCAGCAGCUUGGUUUCGGCUUUGUUGGCGAACCUGGACUCAUGUCUAUGCUAACAUCGUGGUUGGAAUGUGACCUCGAGCCUUAUACCGCUUAUCGACCCGCUUGCCUAUACAUGAUGGUGCAACCUGGAAACGCAUUCUGGGUAGGCUCAGGGACGUUGGUUAGUGUCAAACCAUUCAACGAAUGGCUCUUGAACCGUCAGUAUAAUGCCAAGGACGGAGAACCUGAUAUGUCUGAUGAUGCUAUCAUCGCGUACGCUCGCAUGGCUUUAGGAAUUUCAGACCUAAAAAUUCGUGUCAAAGACACCAGCAAGUGGCAGGUCAACAAUAUUUAUGCGUCUGAGAACCGCCGUGGUCGGGUCUUUCUGGCUGGAGACGCGGCCCAUCGUCAUCCACCUGCUAGCGGCCUCGGGAGCAAUACUUGUGUCCAGGAUGCUCAUAACCUCGCCUGGAAGCUUGCGUUAGUUGUGUCUGGCCGAGCUGGAGAUCGACUCCUCGACAGCUACAACCAAGAAAGGCAGCCGGUCGCUAAGCAGAUUGUGGGCCAUGCAAUUAAGACCCUCUAUAAUUUUGCCCGUGUGCCGGAAGUUCUGGGCUUCAGACAAGGCCAGACACAUGAGGAUGGAUACAAGUCCUUGGAUGAACUCUUUUCGGACGGCCCCGGAGCAGAGAAACGUCGUGCCGAAUUGGCGGAAGUGGUCGAUCUGCAGAAUUAUCGGUCCAACGCCCUUGGGUUACAAUUAGGGCAUCGGUAUUCAGACUCGUGUGCUGUGGUUGAUGAUAAGACACCUUUCCCUGCCUAUAAGCGUGACCCUGUUCUCUACUACGAAGCUACUACUCAUCCUGGAGGGUACCUGCCACAUGUGUGGAUAGAAUACAAGACUCGAAGGUUAUCCACGCUGGAUAUACUCGACCAAGGCUCCUUCGGUCUCAUUAUGGGCAUCGGCGGCGACCCCUUCGUGAAGGCUGCGGAGCAAGUGAGCAAAGAAUUAGGUGUUGAAUUACGAGUUUACAAGGUUGGAUACCGCUGCCUUUACGACGACGUAUAUGGCGAUUGGAGUAAAAUUCGAGAGAUUGGAGAUCGUGGUGCUCUUUUGGUCCGCCCUGACCGACACAUCGCAUGGCGCUGCGUUGAACGACCAGAUGACCCCACCCAAGCCUUGCGGUCCGCCUUUCGACAUGUCCUUUGUUGCGACAACUAG
Molecule: messenger RNA, 1839 nt
Organism: Fonsecaea multimorphosa CBS 102226
Lineage: Eukaryota; Fungi; Ascomycota; Eurotiomycetes; Chaetothyriales; Herpotrichiellaceae
Exons: 2
Coding region: 1-1839 (612 amino acids)
Molecular function (GO): FAD binding
Source: RefSeq, a predicted model, not a curated record